Budorcas taxicolor (takin) is the source of this 717-nucleotide messenger RNA. RefSeq names its product mitochondrial ribosomal protein S25 (gene MRPS25). NCBI's taxonomy places the organism in Eukaryota, Metazoa, Chordata, Mammalia, Artiodactyla, Bovidae. Gene Ontology annotation, molecular function: structural constituent of ribosome. The transcript has 4 exons. Gene Ontology annotation, cellular component: mitochondrion. The coding region runs from base 123 to 644 and encodes 173 amino acids. The record is from RefSeq and is a predicted model, not a curated record.
GGGAAGUGGAAGCCGGCGCUGAGGCGAGGCGGCCGGCGGGGAGCGGGGGAGCUGUCGCCCGUGCCCGCUUCUCCGCGCUGCUGGACUCGUGGCCGGCAGUCCGGUCCCCACUCGCCGCCGCCAUGCCCAUGAAGGGCCGCUUCCCGAUCCGCCGCACCCUGCAGUACCUCAGCCAGGGGGACGUGGUGUUCAAGGACUCGGUGAAGGUUAUGACGGUGAACUACAACACGCACGGGGAGCUGGGCGAAGGCGCCAGGAAAUUCGUGUUUUUCAACAUACCUCAGAUCCAGUACAAGAACCCCUGGGUGCAGAUCAUGCUGUUUAAGAACAUGACGCCGACCCCUUUCCUGCGGUUCUACCUGGAUUCUGGGGAGCAAGUGCUCGUGGACGUGGAGACCAAGAGCAACAAGGAGAUCAUGGAGCACGUUAAGAAGAUCCUGGGGAAGAGCGAGGAGACCCUCCGGAGGGAGCGGCAGGAGCGCGAGCAGCUCUCCCACCCGGCGCACUUCGGGCCCCGGAAGUACUGCCUGCGGGAGUGCAUCUGCGAGGUGGAGGGCCAGGUGCCCUGCCCGGCCGUGGUGCCGCUGCCCAGGGAGAUGACCGGCAAGUUCCAGGCCGCCCUGAGGGCCGGCGCCCAGGACUGAGGCCCCGAGAGCCCCGCUUCUGUGCCCCGAGAGACUGACGACCGCUUUGCAAUAAAAGGGUCCCCUUUACGCA